Molecule: messenger RNA, 1706 nt
Organism: Branchiostoma floridae (Florida lancelet)
Lineage: Eukaryota; Metazoa; Chordata; Leptocardii; Amphioxiformes; Branchiostomatidae
Product: alpha-2C adrenergic receptor-like
Exons: 3
Coding region: 42-1679 (545 amino acids)
Biological process (GO): adenylate cyclase-activating adrenergic receptor signaling pathway
Cellular component (GO): membrane
Molecular function (GO): G protein-coupled receptor activity
Source: RefSeq, a predicted model, not a curated record
CGACUAUAUCGUGACUCUCUAAGUAUUCCCAGUGGCUAACCAUGGCGUCCUCUCCCCGGCCUUUCCCUUACAACACGUCCGUGACAUCCCCGACGGUGCAUGCGGAGGUCAGCGCAAUCUUCCCCACGGACAACCCGUCCUCCUUCGGGGAGGAGAACGGCACAGUCUGUACCACCGGUGAUUAUCCUUACACCUACAACCAGACAGUCUUUAUCUCCUCCAUUGUCUCUGUCGUCAUCUUGGGGAUCAUUGUCGGGAACUUCUUCGUCUGUACGUCGACGCUGACCCAGAGAAAGCUCCGGACUGUCCACAACUGGUUCCUCACCUCUCUGGCCAUAGCUGACCUCCUGGUAGGAGUCCUCAUCAUGCCCCUGGCCCUGGUGAACGAACUCCUGGGCUACUGGUACUUUGGGGAGGUUCUGUGCGAAGUGUUUCUGUCCACGGACAUCUUCGUGUGCACGGCGUCCAUCCUCAACCUGUGCGGCAUCGCCAUCGACCGUUACUGGGCCGCCACCAACGCUACUGACCUGGCCGGGAUCAUGGAAAGAAGACGAGCUAAGAUUGCGAUCGCGGUGGUGUGGUUCCUGGCGUUCCUGAUCAGCGUGCCGCCUCUGUUCGGGUGGAAGGACGGGACCCCCUGGGACCCCGCCUGUCCGCAGUGCCGGUACAGCUCUGAUGUAGGCUACGUGCUGUUCUCCACUUCCGGAUCUUUCGUCGCCCCUCUGGUUUUCAUAACGAUUGCCUACGCUAACGUUUACCUCGCCGUGACCAGACGACUCAUGAAAAAGUCUCCCCGCCAGAAACCAACACCUGCCGCCAAGGAAGGCGCCCAGAACACCCCGGCCAUAACAGUAGAACUGGCAACCCGUUCAGAAGAAAAUUGCGACCAAAAAAACGGCAAAAUCAAACCUUCUGUCUCCUUUGAGACCAAAGUAAAGUCUGUGUCUGGAAGCAGUAGCACCGACCUCAAGUCGUCUCCACUACGCCGCAGCUACAGCCUCGACACGGUGCUAGCAUCGCCAGCUGAUCUCAUCUCUUCUCGUCCGCGUAUAUCGGAGUGGUUUUCUAGCCUUGCAAUCUCUGACAUUGCACUGACCAUUCAGGCCGACACUGCCACAAAUGCUGAGCAAGCCAACGCACACGAGCGGUCGGGCACACUGAACCGGCAAGACGAAGCGUCCGAAAAUGAAAUGCUGUCAUCGCGCAAGGAGAGUGGAAGUCAGCAUGAGGACGAGUCCUCUCCUCAAGAGCCCUGCCACUGUCUCAAGUCGGACAGCCAAGACGAUCCCUCCGCAGCAGCUGAUGCCCAAAACAAGGACGUCAAACAGAUUCCUUUUCGUCGUCACAAAUCAAGCAGAAGAUCGGUUAUGGCAGAGAUGAGAGGUCACCUCCAGAACAGAGAGCGCUUUCUGAAGAGGAAAGAGAGGCGGUUGACCUUGAUCUUGGGGAUCGUCAUCGCGGCGUUCGUGGUGUGCUGGCUGCCGUUCUUCGUCACCUACGUCACCGUCACCGUGUGCGAGACCUGCGUGGUCUCUGACGUCAUGUUCAAGGUGUUCGUGUGGCUGGGGUACUGCAACUCUGCCGUCAACCCCGUCAUCUACACCAUCUUCAACAAGGACUUUGUCGCCAUAUUUGGGGCUGUCAGAAAGGCCAUGUGCGCCGGAGGGGCUUGUCAUUGAGAACCAAAGUCAUGGCCACUGCGAUUC